Molecule: messenger RNA, 3317 nt
Organism: Chelonoidis abingdonii (Abingdon island giant tortoise)
Lineage: Eukaryota; Metazoa; Chordata; Testudines; Testudinidae
Source: RefSeq, a predicted model, not a curated record
GGGGAGAGGACUGCCCUGGCCGCCGGGGAGCUGAUGGGCACCUACCUUCGCAGGCGGGCUUUGCAGCCCUCCCUUGAUCUGGAACAGCUGGGUGCAGGUGGGACUGUCCCUGGAGCAGCAGGCGGGGAGGAUGGUGGAUGUGCCACUGCGGGAGGGAGAGGGUGCGACAGCCUCACGGUGCCCAUCACUUCCCGGCUCAGCUCCCUGCCAAAUCUGAAGGCAACAGGCACAAAGGAGAAGACUGAAAACGGGACAAGCCAGAGACGAAUCACUGGGCUCGACUUCUCUGCUGCCAAGCUGUUCCGUGGAACUGUUCACACGGAAAAUCGGAGGGAGAAUGGGUUUUUUUCCCCUCUCCAGCUACUUCGUUGUCUCUAGCUUAAUUUUUCAUUACAGUGGCUGGCAGUGGCACAUGAAGGAGACAGGUGACUUAUAUUGCGACAGCCUCUCUUCCUUCCCACAAGGGAGCUGAUAGAUCUCUUUACAGGCAAAAGUUUUCAAUCUCUGUCAUAGCCCACUUGCAGUAUGUAGCAGUUUAUUACUAAUGGAUCUCUUGCAUUAGUGUGCUGGAAUCCAGGCUUUUCAUUAGCAAUCCCUCCCUAGAAAGACUUUCCCCCCUCUAUGUAUGGCAAGGUAACACAUCACAGCUGAUGCAAGCUUUGGCUGAAAAUUUGAUACAUAUGAAGCAAUCUGAGAGAUGAGAAUCUAUGCCAUAUUUUUCAACAUAAAUGGCAAACCUUGCAAUAUGAAUGGAAAGCAAAUGAAAUGCAAAGAAGGAAAGACAGAAAAACAGCUGACCCUAUCACUGAAGGCAGAAUAAGGCCACUUGGUGUGUCUGACUCUCUCUUUUUUUUUUUUUUUUUUUUUAAAUAUCACUUCAAUCCAAUUGCUCAAAGAAUAUGAAAUAAUGAACAUAUUAGCAAGUAAUAGUUGUUGAUUGGUGCCCAUCAUAAAAUGAAAAUGGUCAAUUCUUGAUCUGAUUUAACAUCCAUUAAAAAGCAUCAAACUGUUGCUGAAAUAAUAUCAUAGCAAGUAGUGUUUCAGGUUGGCCAUCCCAGAAGUGAAACUGAACCUAUUCAAUAAGAUACAGGAUAGUGUGUUCUUAAAAUCUGUCCAGUAAAUCUUUCUUCAGGAAAGGUAAGGAAAAAAAAUCACAGUGGAAAUAUAAAUGUAAUGUAACAAGUCAAUCAGAACAUUUCUUUGCAUAACACCUCAUCUGUUCACAAAAGUAAUUUCAUGUUUUUGGGUGAAAUUUCAAAUAACUGCACCCUGAACUUAUCUGCACUUAAUUUAUCUGAUGGAUUAAUAGAAAAGAAAAAUAUAUGAAGAAAUUAGAAGGCAGGACCACAAAUAUGGAGAAGGCAGCUAAAGAAAUUCAAAUGGAAAACACAGGACAAUCAGAAAAUCCUAGUGCAGCAGAACUGUGCCCUUCAACUGAAGAACAGGCAGAAAAACUCUCAAUGUUUUGUUUUAAGAAAAGAAAGAAGUCAUAUAAGAAGACAUUGGAGAUUAAAAGUGUCUGCGAAGAAGACUCUGUAACCUUGAAACAUACAAGCCAAUCCAUCAACGUAGCCCCUGGAGAAGGGGAAGUUUCCAACCAAUCUCAGUCAUCAAGAGGACCCUGGGCAACUAUAAAACGUAUAGUGACACCUAAGAGAAGGUCAAAAUCUUCAAGGAAGCAGACACACUCUGAUUUUCAAGUGCAACUGGAGAUAAAUGCUGAGGAUCCUGGCUUGCAAAGUUUUCCAAAGAAUCGAGUUAGUCCUGGGCUUAAAAUUCCUUGUAUAUGGUUCUCAAGAGGCAAGAAAAAACCCAGCCAUUCUGAAAUAACAGAAGAAUCAGAUUACAGUGUUAAAGCAAAUGAACUGAUGGGCAUUUUGAAUAAAGCUAACAGUGAACCAGAGGAUUUGGCAGUAACAGUCAAAUCUAGCAUGGAUCAAUCCUUCAGCCAAGCCUCCGAAAAAAGUGACAGGAACUCACUUAAUUCCACUGGGAAGAACGUGCUUUUGGUAGAGUCCAGACCAGACACUGAUCAACACAUACAGUGCAUCGUUCAGUCAGAAAUAACAAAUCCAGAGGCAGUUGCUAUAAUGCUCCAGGAAAAGCUACACCUGAAGAGCCUACAUGAAACUCCUGAACAUACACCUGUAGCAAACAAGGGAGUUGAUCUCAAUACCACUCUUAGCGCUAAUGUUUCUAAGGACCUACCAGAUAACGUAGCUGAAGCCGCAGAGGUACAAGAAACAAAUAACAGCGAUGGCACAAGGCUUGAAUAUAAAGAAUCUGGAAGGAACAUAAAUGGUAGUGAAGACUGUCAAUCCAGAGAGAGAAUAAUGAGUUUCAAUCAGUCGGCAUUUAAAGAUGAUGGAGUAAGCGUGCAGAGCUGUUUAAGUGAACAAUGGAAAUUAGAAGAAAACAAGGACACUAGUGGAGUGAGCAUUGUGAUUACGAUUACUGAAGCAGAUGAUGAGCCUGAUGAAGAGGAGUCAAACCAGGACUGCAAGCUGUCUUCAACUUCUUCAUGUGAACAUAAGCAAAAGGAGAAUAAAAAAAUAAGUGGGAACUUCAAUUUCAGUGAACUUUCUAAUCGCAAAGAGGGCACAGUAACGGGUAGUGGCCCCAGGAGGGAGGCUAAAGUCUGUUCUCCUGCUCGGUCACUCAGUGGUCUCAGUGAUCAGGAGCACGGAACUUCAGAACAGUAUGAAUUGCUUCUGAUAGAAACUGCUGCUUCACUUGUUAAGGCCGCGAUUCAGUCAUCUAUGGAACAGCUGGUUAAUGAAAUGGCUUUGGACCAUAGUAAACAUAACAGUGUUCUGUAAUGACAAGACUGCCCCAAAAUACAGUAUGACUCAACAGCAGCAAUUUAAAACUAUUUAGCACCAAGAUGAAAGGCCAGAAACAGUCUUAACUCCUUAGGUAUUUGGGGUCUGUGUGUAGUGUAUUUCUGCAUGCUGGAUAUGCCAUUGUGUGUCUGUAAAAUGGAUCCAAGAAUAAGGACUCAGUCCUGCAAAGCGUUGACAGGCUCAUGGCAUUGGGCUUUAACACAUUGUGAUUGUUGAUAGCUGUGGAAAAGGUAAGUUGUUUUAGUGGGUGUAUUUCAAUUUGUGUUUCUUGCCAUUUGGGGGCUCUAUUACAUCACUAUAUAUUUUAGAUUUUCUCCUAUUGUUUACAUUUUAUUUAUUAUACAGUAUCUGUCAAAGGCCGCAGGGGUUACUGAGCACUCUCAACUGUAUUGGGCCUGGUCUUGUACUCAUCAUAAUCAGUUGGAGUUUUGCCAUUGAUUUCAAUGGCAACAAGAUUGGGCCUAUUGACUUCAG